CUCGACCGCCCUGUUGUGUCGUCGUCUCCCUUCCCAAUCGACGACCCCCUUCCGCCUCACAAGAACCACCUGACUCUCGACUCCUUCCGGGGAGUCGCCAAUACCGUCGACCUGGCUACGAGGCUAGACUCCCGCCGCUCAUUGCUCGGCGGUGACCCGAAUUUUGCCGGCUACGACCAAGAACUCGCAGCGCAACAGUACGCUCAGCAGUAUCAACAACAGUACCAGCAACAGUACAACCCACCCCAAGCAUCAUAUAAUCAAGGAUACGCCUUUCGCGAAGGCCUCGCUCCAUCCACAAUGAACGGUUCUCGUCCCGCCAGCGGAAACCAGGGCUUCAUGGGCUUCGGCUUCAUGGGUGCCAAAUGGCCUAGGAUCUUCUUCGGCAUCACUCUCGUUCAGGCCAUAAUCUGCCUGGCCUUUGAGGCUUAUGUUUUCUGGAAGUUCCAGACCAGCUUGACUGACGAUGCGCCGACCGGCAACGCCAAGGAAGAUUCGCCCAGAAAAACGAUUCCCACCUUUCUCACGCUUUUCAUUUUCGGAUUCUUGUACGAGUUGGUUAUCGUUUGGGAUGCUCUAAGGGCGAAAAACACCAUUCAGGUCAUUGGUGUUUGCAUCGCCAACCUUGCCUUGAUGGUAUACACAGCCAUUCAGGUGGACCAGAUCGCCGAGGCCGUCGACGAGCUUAAGAGAAUCAACGCGCUCAUCAACCCCAACGACGACAUGUGGGCUGACGUCAAGCCGUAUCUUGUUGCUAUUCCCUGCAUCCUUGCAUUCGGCACCAUCACCAUGGGCUUCGUCGCGUGGAAGCUGUACCAGGUCUUCGCUUGGGACAUUCUGAAGACGAUAGGAGCCGACUACAGAAUGAAGAAGCGAUUCCUCCACUACCAGAUUUAUAUCGCACUGCUGAAGUUCGAUUUCUUCUUUUUCCUUGGUUUCACCGUUCAAUUCCUCGUCAUCGUCAACGCUAGAACCGAUGCCGAAUUUGGCCUGACCAUCGCCGCGAUUCCCGUCACGAUUGCCAUUCUUCUGAUGGCGGCUUGGUUCACCAGAAUCGAGAACAAGAUUGGCAUGAUCUGUGUUCUCGUCCUCUACUUCGGCGCGCUCAGCUACUUCAUUUUCAAGCUCGUCCGCAUUUACCAACCCGCGACUCGCGACCAGUAUCAACCGGUCAGAAAGUCUCUUACCGCCUUCACUGUCAUCACCAUUCUCCUAAUCAUUUGCACAAUUGUCAACUGCGUUGUCUGCAUGCGCAACUUCAACGCCGGUCUGAAGACUCAUCUGCGCAAGCCUUCCAAGGAUCUUGAAAAGAAUCCGGACUUGAACUCCAUCAACCUUCAAGAUGUAAAGCCCUCUGUCGCGAGCCGAAUGACGAUCGACUAA
Molecule: messenger RNA, 1383 nt
Organism: Colletotrichum gloeosporioides
Lineage: Eukaryota; Fungi; Ascomycota; Sordariomycetes; Glomerellales; Glomerellaceae
Product: UPF0658 Golgi apparatus membrane protein C23H3.04
Exons: 3
Cellular component (GO): Golgi apparatus
Source: RefSeq, a predicted model, not a curated record